Messenger RNA from Bombina bombina (fire-bellied toad), 3576 nucleotides. RefSeq names its product neutral sphingomyelinase activation associated factor (gene NSMAF). The record is from RefSeq and is a predicted model, not a curated record. NCBI's taxonomy places the organism in Eukaryota, Metazoa, Chordata, Amphibia, Anura, Bombinatoridae. The coding region runs from base 141 to 2672 and encodes 843 amino acids. The transcript is spliced from 30 exons. Gene Ontology annotation, molecular function: protein binding.
UGGUUGCCACUGACAGAUUGCAGUCGGUGUGCACAUAGGUUCUGUUUUUGAAAUGUAUUGAACGAUACAUAUAGAUUAUUUUUAUAACAUUUGCACUAUAUGUUUCAUAUUUUCCCUGCUUGUUGCCGUUGUUUGUGAUCAUGGAUUUCAAAAAGAAGGCUGAGUUACUGCAAAAUCCUACUAAAGAGAGGUUUUCUCUGUUGCUUCUAGAUGUGGAAGAAUAUUUUUUUGAACAACAUUUAGCUUAUCACAUAUCCAAAGGACCAGGUAAACAUGACAGAAAAAUAUGUGGUUCACUUAAAAUAUGCUCAAAAUCUCUUAUCUUUGAGCCAGAAGAAAUCUCAGAACCCAUAAUUAAGAUUUCAUUGCGUGACUGCAUGAAAAUACAGGAAUUGAAACAGGGAGAAGACGAGUUGUUACUUACAAAUGAAACUCAUAAGAAAUUUUUUGUGGAAUUUAAUCAGGUGUACCUCAUUAAAGAGCAAAACAUUGUGGCUCCAUACAAAAUACAACGUGGCAAUAAUAUGUAUAUAUUUCAGUUGGGAGAUUCCAGGAAGAUUGAUGAUGUUUUACAGACAUUGCUUCAGCUUCAAAGAGCUUCCCGCCUUGAAAAACUCGGAGAUCAGACUGCUAUGAUAACCGCUAUCCUCCAGUCACGCUUGGCAAGAACCUCAUUCGAUAAAAACAGCUUUCAAAGUAUAUCUGAAACUUUAAAUAUGGAAUGUGAAGCAGAAAUGGUAACUCCACUUGUCACCAAUCCUGGCCACGUUUGCGUCACUGAUAAGCGCCUCUAUUUCCAGCCUUUAAAUAGUUACCCAAAACCUGUAGUUUUUAUUAAUCUGCAUGAUAUUCGAAGGAUAUACAAAAGAAGACAUGGGUUGUUGCCAGUGGGACUGGAAGUAUUUUGCAGUGAAAAUGACUUGUGCUCAGAAAUUUAUCUUAAAUUUUACAAUUCCUUAGAUCGGGAUCAAAUUUAUUUCUACACUGCUGCCUAUCUUGUCUUUAAUUUUAUUAUAGAUGAGGCACCUAAAAUGCAACGUUAUCAUGAAAUGCCAGAUCCCAAAUUUAUUUAUGGAAGUCAUUAUUCCUCUCCGGGUUAUGUGCUGUUCUACUUGGUUAGAGUUGCACCAGAGUACAUGCUUUGCAUACAAAAUGGGAAGUUUGAUCAUGCUGACAGAACAUUUAACAGUAUUGCAGAGACCUGGAGGAACUGUCUGGAAGGGGUGACUGACUUCAAGGAGCUAAUUCCAGAAUUCUAUGGGAGUGAUUCAGGCUUUCUUUUAAACAGUUUGAAACUUGAUUUGGGAAAGCGUCAAGGAGGAAAGUUAGUUGACGAUGUUGAGCUUCCACCUUGGGCAUCAGGUCCUGAAGAUUUCUUAGAGAAAAACAGAGAUGCCUUAGAAAGUCAGUAUGUAUCUGAACAUCUCCAUGAAUGGAUUGACUUAAAAUUUGGCUGUAAGCAGAGAGGUGUUCAAGCUAUUGAGGCUAAUAAUGUUUUCCAUCCAGUUACAUAUGAAGGAGAAAUUGACUUCAAUAGCAUUGAAGACCCUGAUCACAAAAUUGCAAUGCUAACACAGAUCUUGGAAUUUGGUCAGACACCAAAGCAGCUUUUUACUAAACCUCACCCGAAAAGAAUUAUCCCAAAGUGUAAAAGUGUCUCGCGCUCAUCCAGUCAGAAUAUGUCCACGGGUGAAUCAAUAGUUUCCCUCAGUGAGGAAUCUUUUGAAGAUUUGACAGAAGAAAGCAAGUCGCUUGCCUGGAGCAACAUCACAAAGUUUAAGAUUGAAAGUGCACACAAGAUUCACAAAGAGGCUGUCACUGGAAUUGCAGUGUCUUGCAAUGGGUCAUCAAUCUUCACUACUUCUAAAGAUUCAUCAUUGAAGAUGUUUUCUACAGAUCAAAAAUCUAUUCAAAGAAGUGUUUCUUUCUCAAAUAUGGCAUUAUCCUCAUGUGUCCUGCUACCCGGUGAUACAACUGUUAUGUGCUCCUCCUGGGACAACAAUGUAUAUUUUUAUUCUAUCGCAUUUGGAAGAAGACAAGACACUUUAAUGGGACAUGAUGAUGCUGUUAGCAAAAUUCAGUGGUCCAAAGAUAGAUUAUACACAGCAUCCUGGGAUUCUACUGUAAAGGUGUGGAACUAUGCUACAGCUGAUACAUGUGGAACAAAGAAAAACCAGUUUGAACUGAUGAAUGAAAUAGAACACGAUGCUGGUGUAAACACAAUUGCCUUGAAUUCUGAGAGUUCUCUUUUGGCAUCAGGGACUAAGGAAGGCUCUGUGGCUAUUUGGGACAUUACAACAUCCACCAUGUUGCAUCAGCUUACUUGCCACUCUGGGACUGUUUACGACAUGGCAUUCAGUCCUGAUAGUAGACAUGUUCUUUCUACGGGGAAAGAUGGUUGCCUGAAAGUAAUUGACGUUCAAACAGGAAUGCUCAUCUCCUCUCUACCAUCAGGGGAAGAGCAAAGGUGUUUCUGCUGGAAUGGUCAUACUGUUUUGUCUGGAAAUGAAUCUGGUGAAUUGCUUGUUUGGGACCUACUAGGAGGAAGAGUAAUUGAAAAGAUACCAGGACACACAGAUGCUGUAAAAUGUAUCUGGAUGAAUGAAUCAUGCAAUACAAUAAUCACUGGAGGAGCAGACAAACAAAUUAUCUUCUGGAAACUAGCGUACUGAUCCAUAUGCCCUUCAUUGUUUGCACUUUUUAGAACCUGCACAAACUUGAAAAUAUUUUAAAAACGCGAACCUUUUAUGUAUUCUAGAAUUAAUGUGUACCCUUGUACGACAUUACCCGAGUCUAAACUUCUGCUUUGUUCAUGUCUCUCACCCCAGAUUUUCUUUUACUGUUUUUGUUCUACUUUACUGUCUGUCUCCAAUGGAUUUAUGUAUUACAGAUUAGUAUUAGAUCUGUCAAGUAGGGAGACCAAGUAAUAAAAAACUUCUCUUUUUUAAAGGGUUGAGAGCCUAGGGAAAUAAGUGUGUAUAAUUUUUGCAGUACCAGAAGGGCAGGCCCUUCAAAUGCUGUUAAACUUAUUCCAAAGCAUGAAAUCUAUAAUGGGUGGACAACGGGUAACAUUUUUUGAGAGCUAGAUAAGAAUGUUUUUAUUUAUCUUCUAGGGAUGUGCGUUCGAAUCCGAAUAUGGAAGAAAGGAGCCGCUCGUUCCCUUUGGAUAUUUUUGUAGCCUGGAUAGAUUCUUGUAAAAUAACUCCACUCUAAGAUCUGCGCAAAUCUAGAUUGUGGGGAUCUUUUACAGGAUUCAAUCCGCUAUGAAAAUAUCUGAAGGGAAUGAGUGGCUCCUCACUAACGAACCAAAUGCACAUCCUUAAUAUCUACAUAAAAAAAAAAAAAAAAAAAAAAACACACACAAAGAAAUGUCACAGGUAAAAUUCUAAGAACCAUGGCUAUCUAGCUUCCAGGAUUUGUCAACCCUACAUUAUAAUCCACGAAAAGUAGUGUCCGCUAACAAUGAAUAUAUAAAUAAGUGAAUGGCAACUUGAAAUAUUUAAGCUCUUAUAGAGCACAGGCAUAUUUUACAUUGUUUCAUUUAAACAAACCACACAAUAAAAAGUUAAUUUUCAA